Pestalotiopsis fici W106-1 is the source of this 2838-nucleotide messenger RNA. RefSeq lists its product as uncharacterized. Lineage: Eukaryota; Fungi; Ascomycota; Sordariomycetes; Amphisphaeriales; Sporocadaceae. The coding region runs from base 1 to 2838 and encodes 945 amino acids. The transcript has 7 exons. The record is from RefSeq and is a predicted model, not a curated record.
AUGACGGAAGCUCCUAACAUCUGCGCUGCUAUUGAGCAAAAGCUCCCACCAUCUGAUAUCGUCGAGACUCCUCCAUCUGCGGAGCAGGAAUCGCGAUACACGGUGUUCGACACGAAUGCCGUCGACUCGGCCAGUGACGAUCAGAGGCCCCAGGCAUUUGGGACGCUCUACAUUGGCGUUAAGACGGUCACUUCCAUUAAUUAUCACAGUAUUCUCUACAAACCUUUCACUGAAGACGGCGAUGGCGUGGUUAAUGACAUAUCGCAUUGCGUCAGCGUCAUUCCCACCGGCAACGAUCAAGUCAUUCACUACCGCAAAGUAGCCGACGACCGCACACCGUAUGAGUUUGAUAUCGAGAUUGAAAACCUCGGCAGCGGCAACGCGUGCUUCAAGGAGGGUGUCAUGACGUUUGGUUAUACAAGCUGGAAAUGGUCAGGUUCUUUUGUCACCUUUGCCACGCGCGUGACGCAGGGUACCUCGCUCGAAGUGGCGCCACCUCCAGGGUUCAACAGCAUAUCUGUGGAAGAGAGAGGUACAAUUGACGAAUUGGAUAAGAUAGACCCAAUCGCACAUGUGGGCCGCGGCGAAGAGAUAGUCCAAGGUGACGAUGAGGCUCAAAUCUACGGCAAUCAGUUCUUGCAAAAGAUCAUGAUGCGAUCACUCGACGACGAUACCAUCAAGGCUUUGCUACCGGGUCUAGCUGCCUUAUCCCCGGCUGAGCAGACCAUUCUAGAUAAAAACAGGGAAUUCUUCCGUCGUGGCGCCGUUGCUCUACUUGCGGAGAAGCUGAAAGAUGACGGGAAAAUCGACCCAGAUCUCGCAAAGCACAUCAUCUACAGAUGGGAAAGUUACCUGCAGUUGGUCUCGAAGACAGCCAUACCUGCCGGGCAGACUGAUCCCGCGGUUGCGUAUGGGCUUGACAGAAAGAGAGAUGCCAAACUGAUCGCCACGUUGCAGGAGCAGUUCCGGGCCGCUUCCAUGGCUUGUUAUGAGCUCGGUUAUCUCAAGAAAUGUCCCGAGUGGAGCAAGUUCACACGUUUCCCAGCCUACUGGUUCAAGACGUACGCGAAGACGCUGCUGUCGGAGGAGCAUGUGCAAACAUGGCUCGCCCACACAAUACAACAUGGCGCGUCCGACGAGAACGCCAUCGACGGGAAGGAGCAGAUCACGAUUUGGAUGAAAAAGUUAUCGCUACUCAAGCAUUGUGCCGAAGCCGCCGGCGCCACUUCAAAGGAGUUUGAGAUCGAUGGAAUCGCUGGCCAGCUCAUGGGGCGUCUUCAGAUGCAGCCUGCGUACACCCAGCCACUCGAUACUGAGCUUUCCGAUGCAGGCAAGCUACUGUCGGACUUGGACAUGAAGAAGUGCAGCCCCGAGUUCUCAGGACGGUUCGACAAAUUAAGCGACACAGCGCGAGACUCCAUGCGAGCUCUGCAGACUUCCGCGCCCAAGCUCCUGGCCGCUCUGACCGACCCGACAAACAAGCUCCGCAUCGACGCCCUGUCUUACUGGUCGAAGCGCUUGCCGACCGCCCUGAAGCUCGAAGCUCCAACGGUUCGGCAGUUCAUCGAGUACCUAGAACAUGCACCAAUCGAAGAAUCCCUCCUGAGCGAACUCAUUCCGGACCCGUCUCUGCACAGCAAAGCGUGGUUUGCCAGCUCGGGCGGCGCCAAGACACUCGUGCAGUCAGCGAUUCACAGCGCAGCCUUGUACAACUUCUACAGCUCGCUGCCGACGUCCAACGGACAAGCGUUUUCGAAAGAGUCAAGCAGCGAGAUCGGGAUGUCUGUAUUGGCAUCCUUUGGGGAGACCACAAACAUGCUGGCGAAGGGAGUAAACCCAGGUGUUCGGGUUCUGGCCUACACGAUGGGCAUCAAUGGCUUCACAAAGUCGACCAUCAGCUGGGUGUGUAAUGCUACCAAGGGCAUGAACACCAAGAUAGCCAGCAUCUUCGAAAAGCUGAUCGGCAGAGCCGCCAAAAUUUUGCAUGUCGUUGCUGUCGUCGGCUGCGUGUACAACCUGAUCACAUCGUUCUGGGACAUGAACAAGAAGGUCGACCCCAACAAUCCUGAUGACGAAGCGCAACACAUCUUUGCUACGAUCCAAUUCUCAUUGGCUUGUGUCGAGACUUUCCUACUUGUUGGGGGGUUCAUCGCCUUUCUGGCAGGAUGGACGACUUGCAGUUCGCUCGCCGGGCCAUUCGCAUUGGUCGUCGCUCUCCUCGGUGGUCUGGCCAUGAUCAUCUACGAGGUCUGGUUCGCUCCAGACCCGAUGAAAGACGUCAAAACCUUCCUUGAGAAAGUAGCGAUGGUUACAGGGAGUUACGAUACUAACCGCAACAUUCCCAAGAAGGAAUAUAUCAAGUUCCUUGAUAAUCUGGGCAAGGGGUCCAAAUAUAAAAGUCUACCAAACGAAUACAGGCCCGAGAAGCUCACGGACAUCACGAAGGAAGAUAAGCCAAAGAAGAAUACCAAAAAGUGGAUCGUGAUCACCGCAGCUCAAGACCAAGCUGCGCGAGAUCUCGAAUCCGCUAUCCAGGGAGUGUUUGUUGCCAUGAGUUGGUAUCACCCUGACAACUUCGAGAAGCUCGCGACAGCUUAUCUCCAUUUGGAGCACGGUUGCGGGUAUGUCAGGGCCGACAACCUAUUUGAUCCAUCCUUUGCAGCGUACAUGCAGGGGGAUAGCAAGUUUCUUGAUAGAUACCAACGUGGUAUCGAGGAUCUCCGCAUUCAGUUGAACGGGUUUUUCAGCGUCUUCCUGACCCAGACCGAGAGAGCGCUAGCUCGGCGGCGAACGUUGAUCCUCGAGUUGAUGAAGGGUGGAAGAGUAGUAGAGUUCUGA